Didymodactylos carnosus is the source of this 1182-nucleotide messenger RNA. The record is from the annotation of a GenBank genome assembly. NCBI's taxonomy places the organism in Eukaryota, Metazoa, Rotifera, Eurotatoria, Philodinida, Philodinidae.
AUGAAAACUGAUAUCAGUGAAAGUAAAACAAAACGUUGGAUAGUAUUUAUAUGGUUAAAUGAUAGCAAUGUCUUUACUUCUGUACGAAUACUACUAUGGUCCAAUAUAAUAAACAAAAUUAAUCAUGAACAUAUUAUAUCGAGUAUUUUAAUGAUUGAUCAAUGUAAAAAUGAAUCAUUUUUGAAUAUGGUUGAAAGACUAUCAUUGAAAAUAAAUUCAAAAUUUAUGGAUAAAUGUUCAACAGAAUAUAUUGAAACAAUGAAAAAUCUUCUUUAUCAUUCGGUUUAUAACAAGCAAAAAAAUGAGGAAAAUAAUGAUUUGUUAAUAGAUUUUUAUAGUGCGUGUAAAGAUUUUAAAUUAGAAAACUAUAUAGUUACAUCAAUGUCGUCACAACAAAAAGUUCAUCUUACAGAUGAUUUAUACAGUCAACUUCAUACAUUUGCGAUACAAUUUUCGAAUAUUGUUUCUAAUGACUUGUCGAAUGAGUUUGAUAUAAUUCAUAUUUGUGAUUCACAAAAAAAAUAUCAGUGUGAAAUGUUUUCAAUUUUAACUCAAAUUUUAUAUCCAAGUUAUUCAAGCAUAAAACAGUAUUUUAUUCCAAUAACACCAGUAACAAUUAAUAAAGAUCCAAUCUCGACAAUAUACGAUGUAAAAAGAAUAUACGAAUAUCUAACCGUAUUUAAAUUACAAUUGAUCAGUCGUAGACAACAGUCUAUUCUCUAUUUACAAACAAGUAUCAAUAAUAAUCGUGAUACGAUAUUUUUACUAUAUUUUGGUGCACGUAUUAGUUCAAUAUUGACUAAAUUUGAAACGAAGAAAAAUGAAGGUUAUUAUCCUGAACGAGAAAUAUACGGAAAUCAGUUGACAAGUUUUUUAAAUUCAAAGAUCGAACAAGAUAUCUUAAUAUGGACAAACUCAUUUGAUACAUUUGUGUUGAAUCAAUGCCAACUUCAUUCAACAUGUUCCACUCAACUACAUUUGAAUGUCAAUACGAUAUUUCACGAAACAAUGAGAUUUUGUCGUCGUUUAAGCCCAUAUUAUUCAAAAAUUCGCGUUUUAACUGAAAAUCAAUCUCAUUUAUUAACAACAAUGUUUGCUCGACUAGAAUUAUACCAACGUAUUUUGAAUAAUAUUCGAUUUACACUAUCGCUUUUGGAUAUCCCGUUGAUCGAGCGAAUGUAG